AUGCCACGCCAGCUAUUCCACCGACUGAGACGGAAGCCCACCCGCUCAGGCCCAAUAGCAUCGGCCACGGCUUUGGCUACCUCCAACCACGAACCGUGCGCGGUUGGGCACGCUCCCGCCCUUUUUGAUCUUGUUCAUCUGUCCAAUCUGAUCGAUCAAAUGCCCGUUGGCGCCGUGGAUAUCUACGCUGUCGAAGCCUGCGUGAACGGCGUUGUUCGCGCCGGUGAUGAAGUUGCGGAUGAUGCGUAUGCGUAUAACCCGCUUUGGACUGCAACACAGCAGGAUCCGCCGCGCGGCCCAGGGGCAUGA
Molecule: messenger RNA, 309 nt
Organism: Aspergillus pseudoviridinutans
Lineage: Eukaryota; Fungi; Ascomycota; Eurotiomycetes; Eurotiales; Aspergillaceae
Exons: 2
Coding region: 1-309 (102 amino acids)
Source: RefSeq, a predicted model, not a curated record